GCAAUCGCCGACUGCCUAUCGAUAGCAGUGCGUAAAUAUGUUUCGCACGUGUUGCAUUUGAAAGAAAAGUGGUCGUAAACAAAAGUGUUUUUUCCGUGAAUUAAAGCAGCCAGGUGCAAAUGAAGUGAACGGUAUCAAGUGCAAACUGUACAGACAUGGCAUCCUUAGCGGAAAAAACGAAGGACACCAAUACCUUUCGGUUCAAAUCUUUCGGAGAUCGGGUGAAUGAAAUCGACCUGCGGCACUUGGCCCUCUACCACAUCGGCCAUCGGAACGAGGAGCUCGACGAAGAGGAGAAUGCCACCUACUUUCAGCAGACAAUUCAGAAAUGGAACGUGCUCAAUCUCACCGAGGAGUACAACUACUUCAGCAAGCGCUGUCGCAAGAUAGUCACUCUGCCGCAGCUGUUGCACCAGAAGGACUUUGUUGUAGACCUGUUGCUCGAACGUCUGUCCACCGCCACGAAUUUGUCCCAGCAGCCACUGCUGGAACUGCUCUAUGUUCUGGCCAGGGAUCUCCGCGAGGAGUUCUACCCCUACUUUCAGCGGGUCCUGGACCGACUUAUUUGCCUGCUGAACACCCAAGACUCAGAGCAACUGGAAUGGACGCUCAUCUGCCUGGCGCAUCUGUUCAAGACCCUCAAGCCCUAUCUGAAACGCAACAUCGGUGUUGUCUUCAAUGCAAUUCUACCGCUUCUGGACGAGCAGCACUAUGCCGAGCAUGUGACUAACUUUGCGGUAGAGUGCUUUGCAUACAUUGCACGAGAUGUCCGUGAUUUCCCGCGUUUUCUGGCCUAUGUGCUGAAGACUGUGUUGCGGGAGCAGGUGGAGAGUGUCCACGGCUGCGGGCGACUCAUCUACGAAAUUCUGCGCGGCGUCAAUGGACAGCUGCAUAAUUCGGCGGCCGAAAUCUUCGCCCAUGUCCUGGAGGUACUCGUCAACAAGGAUUUCGCUCACACCAAGGCACAGACAGAACUUUUGGGCGAAAUCGUGGAGUAUUCUUUGGGACUGUUGCUCAACUUUCUGCGGUCUGAUCAAAGCAACAUCCUGUGGCAGAAACUGUGUUCGGUUGCAAGCAGUGAAAGUGUGGAUGAGCAAAAGGUGAUCGGCCUAAUGCUUCCCCUGGUCACUCACAAGGAUGGACGAUACGUCUCCGAGCUUCCGCUGGUAGUCGCCACUUUGCUAAAACUUUUGGACCGGGAACUGGAUCCUCUUCAGCCAUUAACAACAUUGGUCACCAGUCUGUUGAAGGCUCAGUACACUCAACUUACCCAGUUGGAUGCUAGCCGUCUGCUGCAAAAGCUUUUGAGCAUUAGCCGAAAACAAGUAACCGUGUACGAAGACGCCAUUCUGCAGCUUCUGGACUAUUCACAGUUUGAGAUUCUGGUUCUGCCCAACGUCAUUGCUUACUACGAGGAACAGAGUCAAAUAAGCGCGCUGGAGCUCCUGGCUCGCAUCGUUCAGCACAAACGGCCGCUACAAGUAGAUGGCAACUCACUGGCACAAUGGGUGGCGUAUCCCCUCCAGUUAAAACAAAAGGACACCAUUAAAUUCGUGGAACAAGAACUUCUGCACUUGGACCUGACCAAAGAGGAACAUCUACUACUUAUCAUCCUAGUUCCCCAUUUAAGGGGAUUUAGCAAAGCGACCAUAGAAAAGGGGUUGCAAUCACUUAUUGAGAAGAUCAUAUGCGAUAACGAAAAGGAUUUUACACAGCUGCUCUUGCUACUUCAAACUCAUGCAUUGCUCAAAUUUAACUUACCUAAGAGUUUGCGAUCUGCUCUUAAUGGUUACCUUAUUCCCGAACUGGGAAAGGACCUUCGAGCUUUGGCUUGCUUGCAAGUGGUUCUUUUACAAGGUCCUAAGAACGAGCUAUCUUCUUCGGAAGAAUUACUUUUCGCAAUUGCGAGUCUUCUAAGCCAGCCUGUAUCCCUAUACAGACGCAUAGCUGCCCACUGCUUGGAUGUGCUAAACUCUUUGAGCAAACCCAAUCCGUAUUCCCACUUUUAUGCCGCCGCCUGCAUCGAGCCCACCGUCCACAAUUACCGAGAGCUACUCCUCCAACUGCAGCAAUUGGAACCGGCGUCUGCUCAGUUCAAACAAUUCUCCCAGUUGCCGCAUUUCAAGGAGCACGCCGUUAGUCUUUUGCUUGGCCUGUUAUACAACAACUUUAAAUUUGUGUGGGCUCCGGUUCAACAACUACUGGCUGCCUACGCCAAGACUAUGGCAGUUGAUGAAUUCUGGACAUUAUUUAAGACCAAGUUAGUCGACACAGUCGCCUGCAUAGACUACAAAAAGGAAGUAACAACUUUGCAAGUGCCAUAUCAAAGGGACUACCAAUCGGCGGCACUAACCAUGCUUCUUCCCUUACCUGGAGAGCAACAAUUGACCCUUCAGCAGGCCCUUAACUACCGCCAGCUUCUAUGGCAGAGCGUGCCCAAAUUGGGCACUCUUGCUGAAGUGAAGAAUGCAGACUUAGUGCGAUUAUUUUUGCAGUUUGUAGAUAGUGAGUAUCGGGCUCAAUUGGAGAAAUCAGAGCACACUUGGAACGUGAACGAGGCGACGGCCGCGGAUGUCGAUGUCGAGGAGGAUGAUGAAAACGAAAACAAUGAAACCAAACCCGAGCCCCGAGGCCGUCAAAAGAGAAGAACCCAAAAUGCCCACACAAAGUUUAUACUGCAAACGCUUCAGUUAAAACUGGCCUGCUUUGUAUCCCAGCCCAACCCCAAGGCUUUGCAUCGUCAGGCGGAGAUGCAUGACUUUUAUCUGGAGCUUCUAGCAGGUCCUAACUCCCAGUUGCAACAAUUGGCUUUGGACUGCCUCGCGGCCUACAAGCAACCAGCAGCUUUGGUACAGCAGAAGACGCAGUUAUCGGGACUAAUUGAUGAGGAGAAGUUCAAAACAACGCUCAGUGGCUUCGAACUGUCUAGCAUUACGGCUCAGCAAAGAUCAGAGCUGAUUCCCUUUAUGCUGCGAGUGCUGUACGGCAAAAUGCUCACCAAGGGUGUCCAAAAGCAACUGAGUGCCCAGUUGCGAAAGACGCUGAUCCUGCGCUUCCUGGGCCAGUUGGAGGAGUCGGAGAUUAUGGAUUUUCUGCAAAUGGCGUUCGGUAGGUUUUCUGCCUACACCGAUAAGCCCGUGAACGAGGUCGCAAAAUAUGCUCGAGAAUCAUAUGAUCCGUCAGCGGUUAUUGCAGCCAAGCAAUUGCAGAGGAUCGUCAAUCUACUAGAACUCAUUCGCAAGGAGUUCGCCGGCAAGCUGACGGCUGACUUCCAAUGUUACGUUCUCAAAUUACUUCUGCUCGUGGGGAGCGUAGCCCAGGAAGUCAUCAAUGGAGAAGGAAAACUGGUAGCUGCCUACAAGAAUGUGAAGCACUCGGGUCUGCAGACUCUGGUCAACUACUUCGGCCAACUGGUGGACAUGGAGGAGUUGUGGCAAGAGCCACAGAUGAAUGCUAUUUGCGAAGUCUACCUUUGGCCAGGCAUAGCUCGGAUUUCGCAGGACUCCAUUCACACGCCCACCCCCAUGCUGAAGUUGCUUCUCUUGUGGGGCGGAGAGCCCCGCUUUCAGAAAUGGUUAAAUAAGGCUUCUCCUGCCGAUAAACUUCCGAUAAUGCACCACCUAAUGGCUCUGCUACUAAACGAAAAAGCCAAGCCGAAUGUCAAGCGUGCACUCUUGCAGGUGGUGGAACAUCUGCUGGAAUCGGCAGCCACAGAGGAGUACGGAGCGGAGGCCUUGUCUAUUGUACAUCCCCACAUUCCAGCGAUCCUUCAACAGCUGCAGAACAGCUGGCGUCACAAGAAGGCAGGCAGACAAACGCUCGACAAGAGGGAACUUAAUAUUUUAACUCUUAUUACUUCGCAUGUGGAGGAGCCAGAUACUUGUGAACUGCUACUGCAAGUACUGCUGCCGAUAUUCACCAAACAAUCAGCUUCAGCUGCGCCAGAGACAGUCGUUCAAUUAGUCACCACACUGGCCAAUCUUCUAAAACGUGUCCCCAAACCGCAGAAUUAUCUGCGCCAGUUGGCUCCACUCUUCGAGCAGGUUAGUGCGCUGCCUGCUAGAAAGUUACUGUGCGAUCUCUUGGCAGACAUGGCAAAAAGACUGCACAAGGAGGCAAAACAAGACUCCGAGCUCUCCCCCAUUGCCGCAUCCUUGCGGGAGUGGGUCAGGAUUGUGCUGCUGUUGAACGCCUGGGACAAAAGAUGGCUGGAGCAACCGGACUACGAUAAGCGUCUGGAAGCUCUAUCAGAGCUUAAGCAGUUGGUGGAAAAGAAAGACAAAACGAUCGACUUGCAACUUGGAGUUCUUGUUGUCUACAACUGCUUUUAUAUGCUGCGCCACGAUUCGGACUUGGGCAUGCGAGUCAACAUAGGAGAACUAUUAAAGCCACUGCUUCCUUUAAUAACGCUCCAACUAGAGGUUAAGGAGGAUGUGCAAUUCUGGCUGGAAGACACGGUGUUGCCUUUGCUACAACGCUGCAUGAGAGAUGAAAAGCACGAGCAUGCCAGAAGUGAGGCCAUCGGCCUACUUGGCGAACUGGCACGCCAGUGUCCUGCUGCACACGAUAUCCUGAAGGAUCUCUCGCCGCUAACGGAUAAACACGACCUGGAGGUGGACUUCUUUGAGAACAUGCUUCACCUGCAGACCCAGCGGCACGGUCGCGCCCUGCAGCGCUUGGUUAAUAUCUCCGGAGGCAGUUGGCGAACGGCUCCACCGUGUGCCCGUACCCUCACGCAGUUCCUCCUGCCACUGGCCACCCGGUAUCUUAUGAGUGAAAGGCAUUCGGGCAAACACACGCUUGUGGAUGCCGCCAUCGAGGCAGUUGGUGUGAUGAGUGAAUUCCUGCCCUGGACGCAAUACCAAGCAGUUCUUCGCUACUACCUUCAAAAAUUGAGACACGUCCAUAGCCAGCAGAAGCAGUGCGUCAGACUUGUUGUGCGUAUCCUGGACGCCUUUCAUUUUGACUUGACCCAGGCGCAAACGGACUUAGCUUCACUCGCCAAGCUGAAGGAAAAGCUGACAGAGGUAGUGGAAACGAAGGAACCAGCUGAGGAAUCAGAUACAGUUAACGUUAAAGCGGAAGAGGAUGCUGAAGGCGAUGAGAUACCCGUAAAAAAGGAAGACGAUCAGUCGGACUUUAUUGUCUUCGAGGAAGAAGAUCAGCACGAACCAGUGGUGGAACAGCAGCGCAUCCAACUCCUUGCUCCCAACGCUGCCAAAAAGGUCAUGGCCACUAUUACAACAGUUUUGCUGCCAACCCUCAACCGAUCAAUCACCGAAAAAACCAACUACGACACCAAGCACAAGGUAAACCGUCGACGAUUGAGCUACGAGCGCGAGGAAGAGGAGAUUCAACGGGUGCCCAUUGCCCUGGCUAUGGUUAAACUGCUGCAGAAACUUCCUUUGGAAUUAUUGGAGAACAGUUUGCCUGGAAUCUUCAUGAAGGUCUGCACAUUUCUGCGAUCCCCCCUGAAAUCCGUUCGCAUGCUUACCCGUGACAUUCUGAAAAAGAUUAUGAGCACCCUGGGUGGCAGCUACUUGGGAAUGCUGUUGGAGCAGUUGCAAUCUUUGCUGACACGAGGAUUUCAGGUGCACGUUCUCUCUGUAACCCUCCACGGUGUUUUGGAUGCUCUGAAGAGCGACCUGCAACCAGUCCAUAUUGAAAAUUGCCUGCAGAACCUGUUGGAAGUGGCUCUCAAUGAUAUAUUCGGCGAUGUGAACGCCGAGAAGGAGGUGGAGAAAAUUGUGGCCCACACGCCAGAAGCAAAGCCAAGCGCGAAGAGCUACCUAACACUGAACAUAGCCGCUCGUCAUAUUCGGGACAACUGCCUUUUGGACCUGCUUCUGCCGUUCAAGGAGCACUUGGCUCGAUCUCACUCCCGAAAGGUCACGCAGAAGAUUCAAGAGUGUUUCGCCAAAAUUGUGGGUGGCUUGGUGGAGAACACACACAUUGCAAGGGAGAGUCUGCUGAUAUUCAUAUACGGCACGAUGUCGGAGAGCAUCAGUGACCUCCUUCCAGGCACCAAGAAGCGGCAGCUUUCUGAAAAAGAGCAAGCUCUAAUGAAGAGGUCUCGGCCUGACUGCCUGAUCUUGCAGGCGGCGCCAGGUAGACGAAGUGUGGCCAUCGGUAACAAGCAAGUAAAGUCUAACGCACAGGCCAAUGCUCACAUUCUGGUCGAGUUCGGCUUGGAGCUCCUACAUUUCGUGCUGAAACGAAAAAAGCUAACGGAUCUGGAUUACCAGCCCUUCCUGCAUCCGCUUUUACCACUUCUGAAAGAUUCUUUGAGCAGCAACCAUGCCAGGACCACCACCUACGCCCUCAAGUGCUACACGGCCAUUUGGUUGGGGGAGUACGAGCUGUCUGAUCUGAACCGUGAGGCACUUCAACCAGUGGUUGCACGCAUGUUUCAGAUCCUUAAGAAUUUUUCAACAUUUGGUGCAACUCGGCAGGAGGAGAACGCUCAGCUGGUCAGGGCGAGCUUCAAAGCAGUGGUGGCCCUGCUGCGCAAGUGCGAGGACUACCAGCUGAGCAAUGAACAAAUCGAGCAGCUACUUCUACACAUCGAACAGGAACUGCAGGAGGGCGAGUGUAGCAGCCAAACCAUGGUAUUUACCCUACUGAAGGCGCUUGUGGGUCGGAAGGUGGACACCCGCUCCUUGCACGAUCUAAUGAAGCGUUUGGGUGACCUAUCUAUUACCUCUUCCUCGGAUUAUGUGCGCGAUGAAUGUCGUGGCGUUCUACUCACCUACAUCAUGGAAUAUACACUGCGCCAGAAGGUUGAGCAGAUUGUGAAGUUCAUGUCGGUUCAGUUGUGCUACAGUCAAACUGCUGGUCGUCAGUCGGCCAUUCAGUUUAUGCACUCCAUCAUCAACAAGUUUCCACAGCUCAUGCUAGUCAAACAGUCCGAGUUUUUAUAUCUUUCCCUGGGCACUCGACUGGUCAACGAUGAGGAUCCGUCCUGCCGACGCAGUGUGGCCGCUGCUCUGGAGGCUCUGAUCGGACGUCUCACCAAAGCGGAACGGCAGCCCCUGCUGGAUCUAACGCUACUGUUCUUCACUGCACCUCAGUCCAGUCAGAAGCCAGGAGUCAGAGAAAUGGCCGCUGCUCUUCUGUCACGAUUUGUGGAGGCUGAGAAAGCUGGUUUUGCGGAAAGGCUACCACUGGUUCUGCCCACUUUGGUGAACGUACUGACCUUGGGAGAUGCGGAUGCGGGAGGUAGAUUUGUGCGGGCUCCAGGACAUCUCGCCACCGAAGUGGAUGGAAGUGAUCUUCACAAAAAGAAUAAGCGAAAGAAAUUCGAAACCCUGCCGGAUGAAGAUAUACUGCUAGCUGGUCUAGACAAUGAAUCGAUUUUGGAGCAUCAGCAGCGGAAAGCUGACCAUCAGCUCAUCCAACUGCAGUAUUGUCUGCUCAAGAUCUUGGAGCAUUGCGGAGAGGUCUUGCUCAACAAUCCACAACUUUCUGACACCAUCGAUGAUUUGGCCUAUGGCUCUCAGAGACUUCUGAAUCACGACCACAACUGGGUUCGCUGCAAUGCUGCCAAGCUCUUGACACACAUCCUGGCCCACUUCGAUUUCGGCUAUGUUGGCCAGCAUUUAUCGGGAAUUAAACUAGAAGAAGAAGCUAAGAAGGCGCUGUACUUUAUUUACGCACAGCCUGCAGAGGACAUCAAAUCUUUGGUGCUAGAUCUGUGUGCUCAGGUGACGCCGGGCGAGACUGCGCAGGAGAUGAUUGACGAGCUGUCGAAGAUUCUGCUAUUCGUUGGGCAUAUGCUGAGGGACGUUCCGUUCAGUUUGAAACAGGAGAAGAACGAGGCUGAUGAGGAGCUAGAGCCGGUGAACAAAAUAAAUCUGAACUGGCUGGUUCGAAAUAUACGUUUCCUUAUUAACAAGGAAGUCGCUAAGGCGCCGCACGACAUCAGCAUAAGGACUGCUAUGUUUACGCUGAUAGAGGCGCUGUCCACGCUGCUCAGUGUGGAGUCCGUGACCCGACUGGCGCCGUCGUUUCUCCAGGCACUGGUUCGCGAAAUGUCUGAGGAGGAUCAGAACGUGGAUGCGGAACUGCGCCAGCAAGCUCUCCGCGUAGGCAGUCGCCUGAGGAAGCGCAUCGGAACCGAAGUGUACGACAAACUAAGAAAUGCGGUGCAGACAAAGCUGAUGGCUCGCCGCGCAGAGCGUCGCAAGGUAGUGGCCCAGGAAAAGAUUCACGACCCGGAACGGGCGGCCAAGCGAAAGGCUGGCAUGCAGGAGCGCAAGAAGGCGGCGAAGCGUCUAAAGGCGGCAGUUGUGCGGGGCAAAGCGCCGGACACAAAACAAAAGCUGAAAAAGCGCAAACGAAAAGCUGAGAUGGAUGGAUUUUAGUUAGUUAGUCGGUCUGCUUUAAUUUAAGUUCUUUUUAAGUAGAACGAAAAUACAACAAAAAUUGUAUCAUACGAAAAUUGAAAAAAUACAAUGCCGUUUUUGCAAU
Drosophila erecta is the source of this 8469-nucleotide messenger RNA. RefSeq names its product small subunit processome component 20 homolog. Lineage: Eukaryota; Metazoa; Arthropoda; Insecta; Diptera; Drosophilidae. The record is from RefSeq and is a predicted model, not a curated record. The transcript has 6 exons. Gene Ontology annotation, cellular component: 90S preribosome; nucleolus; small-subunit processome. The coding region runs from base 156 to 8363 and encodes 2735 amino acids.